This is a messenger RNA of Cygnus olor (mute swan), 847 nucleotides long. It is a transcript of the gene ODF1, whose product is annotated as outer dense fiber of sperm tails 1. Gene Ontology annotation, cellular component: outer dense fiber. Bases 138 to 704 code for a protein of 188 amino acids. The record is from RefSeq and is a predicted model, not a curated record. The transcript is spliced from 2 exons. NCBI's taxonomy places the organism in Eukaryota, Metazoa, Chordata, Aves, Anseriformes, Anatidae.
GAGUCACAGGAUUCAGAAGAACACCCGUGGCUGCGACCCACAGCCCACGCCAACCCGCAGCUCUCCGGGCAAUUUUUUUCCCCCUCUCCGAGCGCAGCCUGCGCUCGGGCACUGAUGCGGCUUGCCGCAGCUCGAAGAUGUCUCUGUUCAACCACAUUUUGGAAGACACCGAGUGGGAUUUGAGGCGAGCCGAGAGAGAAAUGCAGAGGCAGGUGCGGCUGCUGGACCGGCAGCUGCGGCACCUGCGGGAGGAGCUGCCCCCCUGCUGCCCCUGCAGCCCCCUGCCGCCUACCCCCUGCCCCUGCCUGCGUCCCCGCGGGACAUCCAGCCACCCGGCAGAGCGUGGCAGGGCCCUGCCGGCCACGGUGGACAUGGAGCAGGAGCUGGUCAGCAAACAAAGAAGAUCUAACAGGAUGCCGAAUGCUUCCUGGGAUCGUAAUGUUUUAGCUGUGAUGGACGUGAAGGGUUUUGACCCCGAGGAAGUCACCGUGAAGGUGAAGGACAGGAAGGUCCAAGUGCUAGCGGAGCACGAGGAGACACACACCACUGCGCGAGGGAGGGAAUAUAACUACAAAAACAUCAGGAAGGAAAUCUCCUUGCCGCCAGGGGUGAGUGAAGACGAGGUGACGUACUCUCUAGGAUCUAACAGGAUCGUGAAGAUUGAAACUGCACACAAGCACUGCCCCUGCCUCAUGAGAUUCUGAGCCACCGGGGUUGACCUGGGCAGGGUCCUUCCUCCUCUCCCUCCUCCCGUGGGCUCCAGGUCCACCCCAUCUGUGGGCACCACCAGCACUUCUGGCCUCUUCCAAAACAAAACAGAGCAUUCAAAAAAAAAAAUGUGUGCGAG